GUUUAAAAUAAGUCAGCACAAUUACUGCUUAUAGCUGUACAGAACCGCAAGCGAAGACUACAGCUUGGCAUGAUUUCUAAUUUAUUUAUGCCUGCACGUGCCAAUGUCCCGGACAAUGACUUACAGACUCUUUCGUCCACGACCAAUCGUCGCUCUGGGUCUCUUUGUCCUAGCUGGAAGCGGCAUUCUUAUUCAGUGGCUACGCUUUCGAAGUCCGUCUGAAGGCGAGAAGGCCCCUAAGUCGUCAGAAGACGAAUUGCCGCAAUCACUUCGCCAAAACAUCGGUAGCGACGGCGGGAAGCGAACCGAGAAUGAUGAACUACAGGAAAAGAAAACGACAACUGAGAACAGAGUGUUACACACUGCAGGACAGAAUAGUUUAGUGAAUCAAAAUGGAAAGACCCCGGAUAUGGAUGUGGUGAUUGAUUCCAAACCUGCUGAAUCAGAGAAAAGUCAGAACGCAGAUUUAGAGAGUGAAGAACGGGAGUCGCUUGAAACUCGUGAUAGGUCUGCAGUUUUGAAUGGCUACAUGUCGGUGCUGGAUGACAAGCCACUGACAUUGAACUGCAAGUCGUGUGCUCUGGUGUCAAGCUCGGGACGCGUACUUGGGCAAAAGAAAGGAUCAGAAAUCGAUGAAGCCGACUGUGUGUUUAGAAUGAAUGCAGCUCCAGCGAAGGGAUUUGAGAUCGAUGUAGGACACAAGACGACUAUUCGAGUUCUCUCUCAGUUCAGUGUUGCAGCGGGUAUAACGCAGAUAAUUCGUGGCCAAGAGUCUCUAAGUUUCUUUAUUAGUUGGGGCGCUGAUAAACACUUGGGCAAGACAACACCAAAGUACAGGGAAAUGGUGUCGACAGCCAACAAAUAUCCUCAAAUCGGAUUCUAUCGAUCAUCCGAUGAACAUUAUUGGUAUCAAGACGAGAUAUUUGAAAAGGAGACAGGGCAAAAACGCAUGUCGUCGGGUUCUUGGCUCACAACUGGCUGGUUUACGUUUGAUGUAAUGAAACAAGCAUGUCCAACGACAAAGAUCUACGGAAUGGUUCCAGAAGACUUCUGCAAGAAUCCAAAGGCUGUUCCUGCUUUGUAUCACUAUUGGGAACCUCAUGGUGGGAUGGAAUGCUCUUACUAUGCUAAGAUGGAAAACAACCGCCGAGGUGCCCAUCGAUUUAUGAGCGAGAAAACGAUUUUUGCUCGAUGGGCCGUCAAACACAACAUGACGUUUCAUUCACCAGACUGGAAUCCCAACGACUACAUUAAAAAAGACAUCAAAUUUCCUAUGCCUUGAUUAAUUAAUAUUAGAUCUCAGCAAUGCUGUAUAUGUUACUGUAGAUAGUUGAAAUGGAAGAAACUCUUUGUGCUAACUAUUUCUUAUUGACACUCUUUCAUUUUCCAUUUUCUCUUUAUUAAUUAAGCUUCCGAGUUCUUUUUCAUAAUUGCACCACGUCAUUCUUGUA
Corticium candelabrum is the source of this 1451-nucleotide messenger RNA. Its product is annotated as alpha-N-acetylgalactosaminide alpha-2,6-sialyltransferase 3-like. Lineage: Eukaryota; Metazoa; Porifera; Homoscleromorpha; Homosclerophorida; Plakinidae. Gene Ontology annotation, molecular function: alpha-N-acetylgalactosaminide alpha-2,6-sialyltransferase activity. Gene Ontology annotation, biological process: ganglioside biosynthetic process. Bases 104 to 1282 code for a protein of 392 amino acids. The record is from RefSeq and is a predicted model, not a curated record. The transcript is spliced from 2 exons.